Messenger RNA from Aedes albopictus (Asian tiger mosquito), 7798 nucleotides. RefSeq lists its product as uncharacterized. Lineage: Eukaryota; Metazoa; Arthropoda; Insecta; Diptera; Culicidae. The record is from RefSeq and is a predicted model, not a curated record. Gene Ontology annotation, biological process: DNA integration. Gene Ontology annotation, molecular function: nucleic acid binding. The transcript is spliced from 2 exons. The coding region runs from base 2384 to 7798 and encodes 1804 amino acids.
UGGAAGUCGCAGUACCUUUCAGAUCUCCAUAACCGGACAAAGUGGACUCGGAAACGCGACAAUCUGCAUAUUGGAACCAUGGUCCUCGUGAAAGAGGAUAACCUGCCACCCCAGAAGUGGCGAUUGGGUAGAGUCACGGAAGUUUUUAAGGGCGACGACGAAAACGUCCGCGUCGUAACCGUCUGCACGCAGGACGGCGUCUUCCGGAGGGGCAUUUCCAAGAUUUGCAUCCUUCCAAUCCGGGACAACGAUCAGGAGUCCCCAUCAAAAGACUGAUUCUUCUACCAAGGUGGCUUGGCACCGCGGAGGGCCCACGGAGCGGUCCUCCGCAUUCCAGUUAAGUAUUUGUAUAACAAUGUAUUUCAAAAAAUUCAAAGAAUGUUCAUCCCCCAUAGCUGCAUCCCCUCCCGGUUUCCGGGACGGUCAAGAAGAGAGGUCGCCUGGUCAUCCAUUGUCCAAGCCGUCAAUCGUCUGCAUUAAGAUUGUUCUGUGUCGUCAUGCAUGUCUGUCCAAGGUUCGGUGUACAAUACGCAUUCCCGAUUCUCAAGAUCCCGUUGAUCACAGCAUCCAGCAUCAACGAACUCCAUCCCUCGAGCGAAGGGCCCGUCGCUCGAUCCGUUGAUCCCACCGGCCAGUCUUCAGUCGACUUGAUCACUCGCAACGAAGACUCCGUCAGUUCAGGAUUGACACCCUAGAUGUUCAUCAUUAGCAUGUCACCAGCAAUCCAUCGCUACCCGCACGUAGCAUCAUCGCGGUGCCAAGGGCACCCGCGGAGGUCCGGAUGCAAGGACCUCCGCAGCCAGGCAAGUUCUGUUUCAAUUGUUCAUUUCCUUGUAAAAAGCCUCCCAUGUUUUGUAGAAUCGUACACCAACCUCCGGCCCAGAGGCCGACGGUCAGCCACCGUAGACGUAGACCAGGACGACACACAAUCCCACCCCUAGCGGAAUGCAGACGACAAAGUGAACCCCGUAUAAACCAGCAGGACCCAUCCACGUGUCAUCAUUCAAGGACGGCACCCGCCGUUGCAGCAGUGAAGAAUGCAGCUAUCCAGCAACCAGUCGAAAGUCGGUCAAGGUCAUCGAGCACCAUAGCAGAGCACAGCAGCCGAAUCCCAGUGCAGACGUAGAACCGAUUAGCCACGAAGAAGUGUUUACAUCCAUUCGAAUUACAAUUGUUGUUGAAUUGAGCGAGAUAGAUUAGGUAGUUCCAGAUAGGAUUCGAUACACUACACUACCGUCCAAAAUUUAGGUUAUCCAAUUAGUUUGAAAUCUCUAGGAUUUCAAGGCGGCCGGCAUGUUCAGACUUGAAAAACUAGACCGGCCUGGCAACCCCAAAAUAGGUUCCACGCGCGAACAGUAGGCAUCCUCUUUACCCCAUGAUAAUUAUUGCGCUAUCUCUUAUCAUGCCGUAGGUAGAUAACGAUACCAUCGAUCAUCUCCGAUCGGUAUCGAUCGUUCCCCAUAUUCACCACUGGCCCCAUCGUAUCACUAAGAAUACGAGAGGCAGUCAGUUCAAUUUCAACCGCACACUGUAUCGCGUCGGACACAAUUUACGUAUAAUAAAUCGGUCGAGCUAGGAAGUGUUGUUUCGAUAAACAAAUGUUAGAAACAUUUUGGUCCUUCGAGCCGGAUGACCGUUGGACGAUCGAAUUGAAAUUGGGCAAAUUGCCUUGUGAACUCCGGUGCCUGUGAACAAUAACACGCCGGUCAGUGACCCGACCGUAGUGCAAUUAGCGCGAUCAAAAUCGCCAUAGUGAUCUGUGGCUCAACCGAGCGAAGAAAACCAUAGGAAAUUGAAUGGGAUUGCAUGCCAUCGUGCGCUGCUGCUAGCCUGAGUGCACAUCGUAGCAAGCCAACGACGACGGACAGCGGUGGAUCUACGCUUGGCGAAAUUGGAGUCAUCUGGUGGAGAUCGAGAUUCAACGAACCAGGACGUGCUGUAGGAUAACAGGGAAGUAAACUUGCAUGUGAUCUGUGGUGGCGCCAUGCAUGCGGUGCACACUGGCAAUUGUAGAGAAGGAUGGAAUAAAAUGGUGGUUUGAAAAUUACUGUUUCAUUUGCAUGCGAAUUUGUGUCCCUGAAGUCUAUGACGGUUGGUCUUUGGUUCUGCUGGCAAACUUUCGGCUUGUUCUUCACCUGGUCGGCUCCCCUCCUCGCAGUCAGCAUUAUUGGUCGUUCUGUUCUCUGUCAAUCGUGGGCCGGAGGGUUGAGUCGCGAAUCGCGGAGGUCGUGUGAAUGUGCACAGUGGUCCAGAAAGCAGAUCUGAAAGUGGUUAAAAGUGACUUGAAAACUUUGAACUGCAGUGUGAAUAGUGUCCAAUGAUACAGCAAUAAACGAAAAGGCAACCAAUUUUGAACGUUGAAAAGUGGUUCGAGAGUGCUAAAAUGACCAGUGAAUUAAAGGAAUUAAAGUCGCAGCAACGGCAGGUGCGGAGUACGUUUGAAGGUGUGAAGCAGUUCAUCCUGAAGUACAAGCGGGAGAAGCAUGAGACCCAAAUCGCAACCAGGAUGGAAAUAUUGGAGGAAGCGAUGAAGAAGCUGUAUGUGCUGCGACGAAAAAUCGAGGUGCUCACGGAAGAAGCUGAUGAGCAGGAGUUUUUGGGCUCAAAGGAGGAACCUGCGGAACUGAAGGCUCGCUUGUCUGCUCUCGUCGAAAAGCGUCAGCUCGAGAACAGCGCUGUCAUCCAGCAAGCUGAAGACACGUACUGUGAGCUGAAAUCGGCACUUCAGAACUUGCGCCCUAAUGAAUCAGCUACACCGUCAGUUCAACCCAGACCCACUGCCUUGUCUACGGUCAAACUACCAGAGAUUCGGCUCCCCAGUUUCGGCGGCAAAAUCCGAGAUUGGGUAACGUUUCGAGACAUGUUUAGAAGUCUGAUCCACCGUAAUCAACAGCUGACGGACAUCGAUAAGUUUACUUAUCUCAGAUCGUCACUUGAAGGCGAAGCGCUCCGGGAGAUCGCAAUGAUUGAAAUUACCGCUGCAAACUACAUCAUUGCCUGGGAAAUGCUGCAGAAACGGUAUGAGAACAAGAAACUAAUUGUCAAGGCUCAUAUCGACGCUCUAUUCGCAGUAGAACCGCUGAAACGAGAAAAUUACGAGGCAUUGUGUCAUCUCAUCAGCGAGUACGACCGCAAUCUUCAAAUGCUGGACAAAAUCGGCGAAGACACCCCGAAGUGGAGUACAAUCCUUGUACACAUGGUGUGCUCCAGACUAGAUGCCGCCACCCUACGAAAUUGGGAAACUCACUAUGGUUCCACGGAGGUCCCAACGUAUGACCAGUUAAUGGAGUUCCUACGCAAGCAUUGUGCUGUACUACAGUCGAUAGUCCCAGCAAAGCCCGCUCAAGUCGAAGUGAAGAAGCCAAAAUUCACCGUGAGUCACGCUCAAACUUCCGCUCCAAAUUCCACCCGUUGUCCAUUCUGCUCGGAAGAAAUGCAUUCAGCCUUCAAAUGCCAAAAAUUCAUCAAGAUGAAAAUCCCGGAACGAUACGAGAAGGUGAAACGGUUUGAGCUCUGCUUGAAUUGUCUUUCGUCGUCACACAUGGUUCGAGUAUGUACGGCUGGCGUAUGUCGAUACUGCCAGAGGAAGCACCAUUCGCUUCUCCACUCCGGAGGCUUCAACAGUGGAAAGUCAACUGCACCAACACCACAGAGCGACUCCUCCGGCCCACAAAUUCAGAAUCGAUCACAGACGACAAACCCACAGCAACCACAGCCACAAGCCCAGAACCAACCAACCCAGACUCAGACAGCUGGUCCCAGUACCAGCUCCUUUCCCAUUGCAAACACAAGUUCGCUCUCGCAAACACCACCACAACCCACCACAGAUCCUACACUUCCAUGCAAUUCUCUCCCCGCCACGAUACACACCCCACCUCGUCAAGUUUUGCUCUCAACGGCACUCGUUCGUGUGUCGGACAAGUUCGGAAAUACCCAGCUAGCUAGAGUCCUUUUGGAUUCCUGUUCCGAAUAUUGCUUCGUCACAACAAGCCUUUCGCAAAGGUUGAGGUUGGCGGAAACGUCCAGCUACCUGUCCGUAGCCGGAAUCGGAGGAUCCGUGGUCAAGUCAACAAAGAUGGUGGAAGCUAAAAUUACUGCAAGAUCCUCUCGUAUCUCCGAGUACUCCGAAAACAUCCAGCUUCACGUGCUUCCUAGACUCACCUCAGAAUUGCCGAUAAAUCCAGUCAACGUACAAGAGUUGGCCAUUCCCAGCGGAUUCAUCUUGGCGGACCCGAACUUCCACAAGCCAGGUCCGAUCGACAUCAUUAUAGGCGCAGAGUACUACUACGACUUGCUCCGGGAGGACAAGGUGAAACUUUCCGACGAUGGACCAACGCUGCAAAGUACCGUCUUCGGAUGGGUGGUCUCAGGACGUAUUUCUGGGAACGCUGUCGAGGUUCCUACAACAGUUUCUCACUCCUGUUCCACUCUCGAUCUACGAGAGCUCAUAGCCAAGUUUUGGGAACUGGAGUCCUGCAAUAGUUCGAGCACUUUGUCGGUCGAAGAAACUAUAUGUGAAGACAUCUAUGAGAAAACGACUGUACGAGAUAACGAAGGAAGAUUUGUCGUAACGCUUCCCAAGAAAGAGCACGUCAUCAGCCAACUGGGAGACUCCAAAGCCAUCGCUCUAAAGCGCCUCCACGGAAUGGAGAGAAGAUUCGCAACGAACGAAAAGUUGAAGGUACUCUACAUCGACUUUGUCCAGGAAUACCUUUCCAUGAACCACAUGCGUGAAGUCGAUGCUGGAGAAGACAAAAGGCCAUCAUAUUAUCUACCUCAUCACGCAGUGCUCAAACCUGACAGCACCACCACCAAGUUAAGAGUAGUGUUUGAUGGUUCCUGCCGCUCCUCGUCUGGAGUGUCCUUGAACGACGGCCUAAUAGUAGGACCUGUGGUGCAGGACGACCUGUUCUCCAUCAUCCUGCGUUUCCACUCUUGGGAAUUCGUGCUGGUAGCGGAUAUUGCGAAGAUGUACCGCAUGGUGAAGGUGGCGGAAGACGAUCAGCCAUUUCAGCGGAUUUUGUGGAGGGAUUCACCUGAUCAGCCUGUCAGGACCUACGAGUUAACCACCGUCACCUACGGAACCGCAUCAGCGCCAUAUCUGGCGACCAAAUGCCUUCAACGGCUAGGCACAGAAGGUGAGACCUCCCACCCGACAGCCGCAAAGGUCGUUCGAAAGGACUUUUACGUUGACGAUUUGUUAACCGGUACCGACAGCAUCGAAGAAGGGAAAGCACUCGCCACGGAGCUCAUUUCCCUGACAAACUCAGCUGGCUUCACGUUGCGCAAGUGGAGCUCGAACAGUUCCGAGCUGAUGUCUACGAUUCCAGCAGAACUUCGAGAUGAACGCACCACCCUGGAACUAGAUUCGUCGACGUCGGUUGUAAAAACGCUUGGGCUUACUUGGGAACCGGCCAAGGACAUCUUCAAGUUUGCCGUACCACGCUGGAGCUCUGAGCCAACCAUCACCAAGCGGGUCGUUCUCUCCGACACUGCUCGCAUUUUCGAUCCACUGGGCCUCCUCGGUCCGGUAACUGUCCAAGCGAAAAUAUUUCUCCAGCAGCUUUGGAAGCAGAAGUCGGAUUGGGAUGAUGCCUUGCCAGAAACCUUUCAGGCCUUCUGGAACGAAUUUCGUCGGAACGCCGGCGCCCUCGAGUCUCUCUCGGUUCCACGAUGGACCGGCUUCAGUAGCGGUUUAGCGUCGGUGGAACUGCAUGGGUUUUGCGAUGCGUCGGAGGCAGCAUAUGGUGCCUGCCUGUAUCUGCGGUGCGAAUCACCGGACGGAUCAGUUAUCGUCCGCCUCAUCACUUCGAAAUCGCGCGUAGCGCCACUGGAAGAUCUCUCGCGCAAGAAGAAGAAGCAGUCGAUCCCACGGCUUGAAUUAUCAUCCGCUUUACUUCUGAGCCAUCUCUACGAGAAGUUCCGGAGCAGCGUUGACGUUUCUGCCAAUGUCUACUUCUGGACGGACUCCAUGAUAGUCAAAUGCUGGCUCUCGUCACUUCCUUCGCGUUGGCAAUCGUUUGUGGCUAACAGGGUGUCAGAAAUCCAGCACAUUACCAAGUCAGGAGUUUGGAAUCAUGUCGCUGGGGCCGACAAUCCGGCGGAUAUAGUAUCCCGCGGGAUGACACCUGCACAGUUGGCUUACCAGUCCAUCUGGUUCGAAGGUCCGUUGUGGCUACGCCAAGAUCGAACCAAUUGGCCAAAGUCAGCAGUCGUUCAAUCAGAGUUGGAGAAUGCUUUGCUGGAGGAAAGGCCAGCAGCAUCGCUUCCCGUUCAAGUCAAGCCACCCAGCUCCAUUUUUUCGCUCCGAUCAUCGUUCCCGGCACUAGUCCGACUCGUUGCAUGGAUUCGUCGGUUCGCACACAAUGCAGUUCCUAGACAUCGAGCUUGCAAGCACAGCGGAAUCCUGUCGACAUUCGAACUCAACAAAGCAGAGCUACAGCUAGUACGAUUAUCCCAGUCGGAAAGCUUUCCGGCGGAAAUCGCUGCGUUAUCCAAGAACCAGCCCAUCAGUCCAUCGUCGAAGCUCCUUGCAGCAAAUCCCUUUUUGGUCGAAGGCGUACUUCGGGUCGGCGGCCGGCUGCAGCGUGCUCCUAUUGCAGAAACCCGCAAGCAUCCACUGAUUCUACAUCACCAACAUCCACUAACGAAGCUGAUAAUGGAUCACUAUCACCGAAGACUGUUCCACGCUGGACAGCAACUCGUAAUCAGUUCCGUCCGAGAGAAGUUCUGGCCAACGCGAGCCCGAGACGUCGCCCGUUGGACCAUCCAUCGCUGUGUUCCCUGCUUCCGGAGCAAACCAAAGGUCCACGAGCAGCUGAUGGCCGACCUACCUCCCGUUCGGGUGACACCCGCAGCUGUUUUUUUGAAGGUCGGAAUCGACCUAUGCGGACCGUUUCACAUUCGCUAUCCAGGUCGUCGCAGCGCACCGAUCAAAGCCUUUGUGUGCAUUUUCGUCUGUCUGGCGACCAAGGCCGUACACAUGGAAAUUGUUGCCGAUCUCUCAACACAAGCGUUCCUUGCGGCGUUCAAGCGGUUUGUCGCAAUUCGUGGAAAGCCCCAGUUGAUCAUGUGCGACAACGCAACCAAUUUCGUAGGAGCGAAUAGGGAACUGGAAUUGCUACGUCGACAGCUAAACGAUCAGCAAGAGGUUCUGGUCAACACAGCAUUAGACGAAGGAAUUGACUUCCAGUUCAUCCCACCUCGCUCUCCCAACUUCGGCGGACUUUGGGAGGCGGCUGUAAAAUCCUUUAAAGGACACUUUCGGAAGACCAUCGGCGACAGAACUUUGACGUACGACGAGCUGCACACCGUAGUCCACCAGAUUGCGGCGAUUCUCAACUCCAGGCCACUGACACCCCUCAGCAAUGACCCCGCCGACUUUGCGGCGCUCACCCCAGGACACUUCCUUGUGGGGAGACCUCUUACGGCCGUUCCAGAGCCGGACCUGCAAGAGGUGCCGGAAAACCGCCUGUCCCAGUGGCAACGCACUCAGCAUUUCGUACAGCAACUGUGGAGAAAGUGGAAGUCGCAGUACCUUUCAGAUCUCCAUAACCGGACAAAGUGGACUCGGAAACGCGACAAUCUGCAUAUUGGAACCAUGGUCCUCGUGAAAGAGGAUAACCUGCCACCCCAGAAGUGGCGAUUGGGUAGAGUCACGGAAGUUUUUAAGGGCGACGACGAAAACGUCCGCGUCGUAACCGUCUGCACGCAGGACGGCGUCUUCCGGAGGGGCAUUUCCAAGAUUUGCAUCCUUCCAAUCCGGGACAACGAUCAGGAGUCCCCAUCAAAAGACUGA